This is a messenger RNA of Aspergillus heteromorphus CBS 117.55, 1110 nucleotides long. Its product is annotated as RibD family protein. Gene Ontology annotation, molecular function: 5-amino-6-(5-phosphoribosylamino)uracil reductase activity. The transcript has a single exon. Gene Ontology annotation, biological process: riboflavin biosynthetic process. Bases 29 to 865 code for a protein of 278 amino acids. Lineage: Eukaryota; Fungi; Ascomycota; Eurotiomycetes; Eurotiales; Aspergillaceae. The record is from RefSeq and is a predicted model, not a curated record.
UCGAGCAUCACUCACAAGGUCACUCACCAUGGCCGCCCCAGACAGUCUCGUUUUCCCAGAAUCAGACCGGGUCUUCCUAGAACCUCAUCUCCCACCAGCCGACCACUCCCACCAUGCAACCACGGACCCCAGACUCCCCUUCACUACCCUCACAUUCGCUACCUCCCUGGACUCAUCCCUAGCGCUCUCCCCCGGCACCCGGACCGUGCUCUCCGGACCGCAGUCCAAAGCCAUGACCCAUUAUCUACGCUCCCGGCACGAUGCCAUCCUGGUGGGCGUAGGCACCGCCGUGGCCGACAACCCAGGCCUAAACUGCCGAUUGGCAGGGGUUGGCGGAUACGGCGCCGAGGGCCUGACCGGUCAACCCCGACCCAUCAUCAUCGACCCGUCCGCGCGAUGGGACUUCACGGAAGAGUCGAAGAUCUUCGAGCUGGCACGGAAUGGACGCGGGCGGGCACCGUUUAUCGUCACUGCCGCGGAGACGGUUCCUUCUCCGGUCCAGAAGGAGGUGCUUGAGCGGCAUGGGGGGAAGUUCAUUGCUCUGCCGGUCGGGACGGAGGAUGGGGGGCACCGGAUUGAUUGGACGGCGCUGCUGGACUGUCUUGCGAGGGAAGGCUUGGAAAGCGUGAUGAUUGAGGGUGGGGGGUCGGUCAUUAAUUCUUUGCUUGAGCCGACGGGCCAGGCCUUGGUUGAUUCGGUGAUUGUCACGAUCGCGCCGACGUGGUUGGGGCGCGGGGGCGUGGUGGUGUCGCCGCGGAGGAGGGUCGAGGAUGGGGUUGUGGUGCCGGCAUCGCGGUUGACGGGCGUCAAGUGGUAUCCCUUUGGGGAGGAUGUGGUUCUUUGUGGGAGGAUCAAGGGGGAAUAGGGCAGGUCAAGGUGGUGUUUGAGAGGAGAUCUUGUAGGGAGUAGGGAGUAGGGAGUAGCCGCUCUGGAGUCGCACGAAGACAACUUUGAAGAGUGCGGCUCAACGUUGCUGCAUCUCUUUACGAAAAUGCGCAUGUUCCAACAGGCCAUCGGCGCGUUGCAAAACGAGGACAAACCGAAUAUCGCCAAAGCCUUGCCCAGGCACGUCUACUGAAGACUUUAAAGAAAGAGUUUGAUUAAUUCUUA